AUGAAAUUAAAAAAAGUUAAGAGCCUCUUAAUAAUGCGGCGUUUUUAUUUCAUUCCGAUAACGAUUCAUCUAUAAAAAUACAAUAUCUACAUAUUUUGUAUCUUCCUUUAGACUUAUAUCAUAAAUAGUGGCGUUUUAUUAAGCGCAAACGUGCUAUUUUGUAGAUCUAUGGUCCCGUUGCUUAGCAACUUCAAAUUUGAAAAUGUUACCAAUUCAAACUAUGAAAGACUGUCACUAUUCCAACUAUUGAAAUUUAUUUGCAAUGGACGAAAUAACAAAAAAUCUAGUGAUAUUUAACGCGUCGAAGUUUGAUUUGUUCAAAAUCCAAGAAAACUAUAAAAGCUUUGCCAGAAAACUGAAAACUGUCGCGAAACUGGUGGUAAAUAGGGAUGAAAUCAGUGCAGAUUUGCUCAAGAACUGCAACUUAUUGAUUCUGCCGUGCCCGCAGAUGGUUUUCGAGGAAAAUGAGCUUAAAGUGAUGGAAAAUUAUGUACAAGACGGAGGCAGAAUGUUAGUGUUACUUACCGAAGGCUCUCCUACUGACCCGACCAACAUCAACAUUCUGCUGGAGAACUUUGGUAUCUACCCGAACAUUGAUUGCCUAAUCCGUACGCAUUACUAUAAAUAUUUCCAUCCAAAGGAGUGUUUCAUUGCCGACAGCCAAAUAAACUCGACCAUAAACAAAACAAAGUCCGAUCUGAAGCUAAUUUACCCCUUUGGGUGCACAAUGAACGUGAUGAAGCCCAGUGUUAUUUGCCUGAAAAGUGGCUUUGCCACUUUCCCAGUUGAUUGCCCUUUGGGAGCGUUGUACUACAACGCAAAAUCCGGAGGAAAACUUGUGGCGAUUGGAUCAGGCUACAUGUUCAGUGACAAAUAUUUAGAUCAAGAGAAUAACGAAUUGUUUAGGGAGAUUCUGCUGGCGUUCUUGAACAGCUCAGAAACAGUGCACUUUUUACCAACUGAUCAUGACGAUAUUGAAGUCACCGAUAGAAACAUUGUGCCUGAAACUGCAGAAUUAGCUGACAAGCCAAAACUGUGUCUCACUGAUGUGGUUAACAAUACCUCUGUCGUUGACUAUACAAGUUUGUUUGAUCACAAAGUGUAUGCAAUGAACACCAUGAUGGUCCCAGAGACUCUCAAAGCGUAUGAGGAUUUGAACGUGAAACAUUCACCGCUGAAGAUAAUCACCCCGAAGUUCGAGGCUCCAUAUCCCAGCCUGCAAGCAGCAGUAUUUCCACCAUGUUUCAGGGAAUUGCCUCCGCCGUGUCUGGAGCUGUUUGAUCUGGAUGAGGCGUUUACCUCCACUGUUUCUAAACUGGCUCAGUUCACUAACAAGUACAUGAUGACAGUGACUACUUCGGAAAAAAACGAAGACUCCUAUUUGCAUGAUUAUGUGGCUCGAUGUGUCCGGAUUCUAACUGCAGAAGACUCUGAGACAGUUGAAGAGUUUCUGUAUAGAAUAGGCAAAGAGAUUGCGGAAUUUAAAAGUAUAGACAAUAUAAAAUAGGAGUAAGUUAUACUAUAAAUAAAGCAUACAUUCUAGAAGGA
Messenger RNA from Dendroctonus ponderosae (mountain pine beetle), 1548 nucleotides. It is a transcript of the gene IFT52, whose product is annotated as intraflagellar transport protein 52 homolog. Lineage: Eukaryota; Metazoa; Arthropoda; Insecta; Coleoptera; Curculionidae. The transcript has a single exon. Gene Ontology annotation, biological process: cilium assembly; intraciliary transport. Gene Ontology annotation, cellular component: centriole; cilium; intraciliary transport particle B. The coding region runs from base 263 to 1507 and encodes 414 amino acids. The record is from RefSeq and is a predicted model, not a curated record.